Messenger RNA from Leptomonas pyrrhocoris, 917 nucleotides. RefSeq names its product putative N-acetyltransferase subunit ARD1. The record is from RefSeq and is a predicted model, not a curated record. NCBI's taxonomy places the organism in Eukaryota, Euglenozoa, Kinetoplastea, Trypanosomatida, Trypanosomatidae. Gene Ontology annotation, biological process: N-terminal peptidyl-glutamic acid acetylation. The coding region runs from base 105 to 917 and encodes 270 amino acids. Gene Ontology annotation, molecular function: protein N-terminal-serine acetyltransferase activity; protein-N-terminal-glutamate acetyltransferase activity. Gene Ontology annotation, cellular component: NatA complex. The transcript has a single exon.
AGGUUCAUCAAAGAAAGGCCUUCACGCCCACACCGAGCGAAUUAGUUUAACCUUUUUCUUUCUUUUCGUAUUAUCUCCCUUCACGCUCUUACGCAGUCGACCCCAUGCAGCUCCGGCGCGCUACGAUGGAGGACAUGUACGAGAUGCAGCACAACAACCUGCGCUGCCUUCCAGAGAACUACAACCUCCGCUAUUACUACUAUCACCUGCUGUCGUGGCCACAGCUGCUGUACGUGCAGCAGGACUACAACCGCAAUACGGUUGGCUACGUGCUGGGGAAGAUGGAUGAUGAGGAGGAGAAGGAUAAGAAGCACGGCCACAUUACCUCGCUGGCGGUGCUGCGGUCGCACCGCAAGCUGGGCAUUGCGUCGCGUGUGAUGCGUGCGACCAUGAAGGAGAUGGACACCGAGUAUAAUGCCCAUUACUGCUCCCUGCACGUGCGCAAGACCAACGACGCGGCGCUCCACCUGUAUCAAGACACGCUUGGAUUCCGGUGUGCGGGGGUGGAGGAGAAGUACUACGUGGACGAGGAGGACGCCUACCACAUGAAGAAGUUCUUUCAUCAGCCGAACCCCGGCAUGUACGUGGACGACGUGAAGCGCCUCAUCCACAAAACCAUCCCUGGAGAGGCAAACGUAAACGCCGGUGGCGCCGCCGAUGCCGGUGCGUCAUCGUCGUCGGGCAACGUGCGCGGUGGAGAGAAGGGAAACACCAAAAAGACCGGCGGCGGCGCCGCAUCGGGCGACGCCUCAGCAAAGGAGCGGGAGGCGGCGAUGGCGGCGCUGCUGGAGAUGGACGAGGGCGGUGCGAGCCGCGGAGGCAAAGGCAAGGGCGGCGGCAACAGCGGUGCCGGCAACAAGAACAAGGCUGCGUCUGGCGGGAAGAAGAAUGGUGGUGGCGGCGGUAAAUCAAAGUGA